Molecule: messenger RNA, 1842 nt
Organism: Iphiclides podalirius (scarce swallowtail)
Lineage: Eukaryota; Metazoa; Arthropoda; Insecta; Lepidoptera; Papilionidae
Source: the annotation of a GenBank genome assembly
AUGGGAAGUGAGCAUUAUUGCCUGAGGUGGAACAAUCAUCAGAGCAACCUGCUGGGCGUAUUCAGCCAGUUGCUGCACGACGAGAGCUUGGUGGACGUUACGCUCGCCUGUUCCGAAGGGGCCUCCAUAAGGGCUCAUAAGGUAGUACUGUCUGCGUGCUCAUCGUACUUCCGAUCGCUGUUUAUAGACCAUCCGUCGCGCCAUCCUAUCGUGAUUUUGAAGGACGUCGGUUUGGAGGAGCUACGAACGCUCGUCGACUUCAUGUACAAGGGCGAGGUCAACGUCCAGUAUUGUCAGCUGCCAGCGCUCCUAAAAACUGCCGAGAGCCUUCAGGUAAAAGGAUUAGCUGAAAUGACCACUUUAAGCGCGGCCGGUAUUGACGCACGAAACGUUCCGGAGCCGAUGGAGGAGAGUCAGCCGCAAGACAUGCGAGACUGCACAGAAACGCAUGAGGUAUCAGACGAAAGGGAAAAUCGAGAAAAGGAAGAGGGGCGAGAUUCUAGAGAAGUGCGAGAAAGAGAAUGCAAAGAAAGUCGUGACAUCAGAGAUAGUCACAGGGAAACGAGAGACGUACGGGAUUUGCAAAGAGAAAGAGAACUGAGAGACCGCGACUUACGCGAACCACGCGAUUUGCGAGAAAUCAGAGAGUUGAGGGAAUCUCGCGACUUGCGCGAAUCAGUCAGAGAUCCUAGAGAGUCACGCGAGUGUAAAGACAGCCGAGAACCUCGUGACAUAAGAGAAAUACGUGAACAUAGAGAACUGCGAGAAACACGUGAUCCAAGAGAGGCGCCAGAUGUUUCACCUCCCAGAAUAUCCCCUCUGCUAUCAGUACGCAGGUUUAGAUCAGAGACUUCAAUCGAGACACCGACUCCCAUACAUCCUCAUAUACCGAAAGAUGAGCCACCGGACGAACCUAUACGUCCACCUUCUACUGAAGAUGAUUCAAUAUCAAUAAGAUCAAACGGUGCUAAUAUCGGUCUCAACAUGACGAUAAACAGCCAUAGUAGUGGUAGUGUCUUAGGGCCGAGAUACUCACCUGUGGAGCAAAGGUUAAGUGUGCUUAACACUUUACCUCAUCCAGGUCUGCCUCACCCAUCACACCCAUCGCUGCCAAGCCCUAGAAAUGAACCAAUUGCUGGGCCUUCUGGAUUACCACCAGUUCAACAAGUACCAUUAUCCUUAAAAAAAGAAGUGGACUGGGAGAGGAGCAAUGAAGACAAAAUGGGGGAGACAGCAGCUGAAUACAGGAUGCAACAUGAAACAGAGUACGAAGGGUCCGGUAGGGGGCGAAUUGAGGAGGGGGAGAGGGGUUUUCCUUGCAUACACUGUGGCGCGGCGUUCCCCCACCAGAAUAAACUGGCGAGGCAUAUAUUGACCACCCAUACGCUCGAGUCGCUCAAGUAUCGCGACGCGAUACUGGGCAGACCUAUUGGCCUGCCAAUGAUUGGACAGUUCAGCGAGCCUACGUAUAUGGCGAUGCCCUCGGAGGAGGCGCCCAUCGAUUUAGACAUUGGCCCCGUCGAGCCGGGGAACGUGGUGCUAUGCAAGUUUUGCGGCAAGAGUUUCCCGGACGUGUCCUCGCUGAUAGCCCACCUGCCGGUGCAUACGGGCGACAGGCCCUUCAAGUGUGAAUUCUGCGGGAAAGCGUUCAAACUGCGCCACCAUAUGAAGGACCACUGUAGGGUGCACACGGGUGAACGGCCUUUUCGUUGCGUCCUAUGCGGCAAGACUUUCUCCCGGUCGACCAUUCUGAAGGCGCACGAGAAGACCCACUAUCCGAAGUACGCGAGGAAAUUCCUCUCGCCAAGUCCCGUGGACACGGAGGAAGAAAGCCCCCACCAA